AUGAUCAAAAAAUACGCAAAAUUUAUCGCGCCUUUUCAAUUAAUCGUCAUAUUUAUUAGACGUAUGAUCUUUCGUACGAUAUUUGCCAAAGUUAUCAGCGGCGAUAACCUCUGGACAUACAUCACAAUUAUCCAUUGCCUUUAAAGAUGAUGAGCGGAGGCGAGUCCAGCAGUUGAUGCUGAGACGUUGCACGAACAAAACAUGAAGAUCAAACGCGACUCCCCCGUGUCCAUGAUGGACCCGUCCCUCCUGUUGCGGCCGGAGGAGAAGUACGGGGACAAGCCAUUAGAGGCGUUCCGGGACUACUCCGUAGACGAGACCGACCCGAUCAAACAGCGCGUGAGGAAGACCUACUACGACAUGCAUUCUAAUAUGACUGUCGACUUUGUUAAAGGUAAAAUGGACAAAUGGUUAAAAUUCAACCAUUUUAAAUCGACCGUGAAGGACGCCCUGAUCAGACUCAACGACCUGGUGGACGAGUCCGACCCCGACAUAGACCUUCCGAACAUCGUGCACGCGUUCCAGACUGCCGAGAGGAUCCGCGAAGACCAUCCUGACGAUGACUGGUUCCAUCUCAUUGGACUCAUUCACGAUCUUGGAAAGGUGAUGGCGUUCUACGAAGAGCCUCAAUGGUGCGUGGUGGGUGACACCUUCCCGGUGGGCUGCAAGUGGGGCAAGUCCAUUGUCUAUGGCGAUGACAGUUUCAAAACCAACCCGGAUACUUACAACCCUAAAUACAACACUGAUUGCGGAAUGUACAAGCCGAAAUGCGGUCUCGAGAACUUGAUGAUGUCUUGGGGACACGACGAAUACCUCUACAGAGUAUUGAUGCAUAAUAAAUCCAAAUUUCCACAAAAAGGACUUUAUAUGAUUAGAUAUCAUUCAUUCUACCCGUGGCACGCCGGCGGCGACUACAAACACCUCCUGGUCGAUGGAGACAACGAGAUCAUGAAACAUGUCCUUGAGUUCAACAAAUAUGAUCUAUACACGAAGAGCGCGGCCAUCCCCGACAUCGAGACGCUUUGGCCGUACUAUGAAUCUCUUAUAGACAAAUAUAUUCCUGGAGAACUGGAAUGGUAGAAGGCGUUCAACUAAAUAUAUUAGUAUGUCUAAUUUAUUAAAUUAAAAAGGAUUUAUAUUUAGAAUGAUAUGAAGAUAUUUGUAUAUAUACUGAGAUUACUAAGAUAAAAAUAAACUAAAUAUAGGUAGGCCUUUUUACGAAAUUCUCGCAGUUCAAUAUUUUGUCUCGUCGAAUAGUAUAAUGUACCGGAUAGCUCAUUAGAUACCCAGUAUUUAUAUCAAAUGUGCAAACUAAUAUUUGAAUACUGACGAACUAAGUGUAUAUACUUUUUUAUCAAAAAGAGUACUCAGGAGUCAGAAAUAUAAUGUAACAGGAAAUAUUUCAGUAAAUGUUCACUUGUAUUUCACAGCUUUUAUUCUUUUGGAAUAAUUUCUAUAUACAUUUUUAAGAUCUUACACUUCUUUUACAUCACUACUUGUCUUCAAAAGUUAAGUUCUUUGGAAAUGGUGUGUUUACUUCGAAAUAUUGUAAUCUCAUUUAUAAAUAAUGUAAUAAUUAUGUUUUAAUCUAAAAAACAAUUUACUUAAGUUUAAUAAAUAAUGUAAGAAAAA
This is a messenger RNA of Manduca sexta (tobacco hornworm), 1632 nucleotides long. RefSeq names its product inositol oxygenase. Gene Ontology annotation, cellular component: cytoplasm. Gene Ontology annotation, molecular function: iron ion binding; inositol oxygenase activity. The record is from RefSeq and is a predicted model, not a curated record. Gene Ontology annotation, biological process: inositol catabolic process. The transcript is spliced from 7 exons. Bases 202 to 1080 code for a protein of 292 amino acids. NCBI's taxonomy places the organism in Eukaryota, Metazoa, Arthropoda, Insecta, Lepidoptera, Sphingidae.